AAAAAAUAGGUAAAUACAAUUGCCGCUAUAUGUGUCAGGAAGCACACAAAACCGAUGGAUGUUAUGAACCCAACAGCUGGGAACUUUAUUGAAGAUGGCAGCAGAUAGCAGGAUUUAACAGAUGACACAAUCGCAAUGGCUACAGCCGUAGAUAUCUGUCGCCACCUGCACUGCCCCAUCUGUAAAAACCUGUUAGCCGAACCUGUCUCGACCAGUUGUGGACACACCUUCUGCAAGCGCUGUCUGGACCAGCACAUCAGCAUGUCCGACCCGCAGUGCGCGCUGUGCCUGGAGCCCAUGUCCACCAAACCCAGCGUGAACGCCACGCUCGAAGCGCUUCUGCGGGAGUUUCAUCAGACUCAAUUAUCCGACCUGAGCCUCUUCACCGGAGAAAGAGGCGAGGUUGCAUGUGACAUCUGCGGUGCAAGCCUCACAUUCAGAGCGGUCAAGUCCUGCUUGAUCUGUCAAAUGUCGUACUGCGAGCACCAUCUGAAGCAGCACCAGUCCACAGCGAGACUCAAGGGCCAUAAAUUGGUGAGUCCAGUGGAGAGGCUGGAUCAGCGUGCGUGCAGCGAACACGGCAGACCGCUAGAGCUCUACUGCCGACAGGGCGAGCGCUGCAUCUGUGCUUUAUGUGUGAAGACAGCCGGAGACGUGACAUCAGUUGAGACGGAGAGAGAGAGGAGACAGGCAGUACAACAAAAUACCAUUGAACAAUUGGAAAAGAUGAUCGGUCAGAGGCAAGACAAACUUGAGGAACUUCAGGAAACAGCCACAAACUGCCAGGCUCUGAUAGAGAGACAGCAGCAGGAGAUAAAGCAGGUGUUUGCUGCAGUGACAGAGACCGUGAGGAGGGCAGAGGGGGUGCUGCUGGCUCCUCUGGAGAAUGGAAGGAGGUCUUUGGAGAAAGAGAUGGAGGAGAAGACACAGCAGAUACAAAAAGAGAUCCUCAAAUAUAAAGAGAUCAUCACUUCUUUGAAUGACACUAAGAAUGAGGAAGAUGACAUCCUCUACCUCCAGACUUACCCGUGUGCGCCUGCUGAAUUCAAAGAUGAUUGGGCGGUUUCCAUUGACACUGAGCUAAACUUCGGCACAAUGAGAAUUUUAAAAGCAGCUGUGUUGGCUGAGAUUGAGUCAAAUCUCGAGGAACUUUGCACUGUUGAAAUUCAAAGAAUUCAGAAGUUUUCAGUGGACGUGCUUCUGGAUGCAGAAACGGCACAUCCACGCUUGGAGGUGUCUCCAGACGGCAAAACCGUGAAAGAUGCUGGAGAAAUUCAGGAGAUCCCGGGAAGCCCCACACAGUUUGAUCGGGUCGGGGGGAUCCUAGGAACUCCUCAGAUCAGGUCUGGAAGAGCAUUCUGGAUUGUAGAGGUGGGGCAGAUGGAGGGGUGGGAACUGGGCGUGGUGAGAGAUGGUGCUAAGCGGAAGGGUAAAAUCUCCUACAAACCCAGUGAGGGAUACUGGGCCAUCGUGCUCUUUGGUCAAGGCAUGUAUGGAGCUUUUGAAGAUACUCCAGUGCAGCUGCAGCUCUCCAGAAAACCCCAGAAGGUGGGAGUGUUUGUGGACUGUGAGGAGGCGCUGGUCUCCUUCUAUGAUAUGGAGGCUUCAUCACAUAUUUACACAUUCAAUAAGUGCAGCUUUUAUGAAGUGAUCCGUCCAUAUUUUAACCCAUAUCACAACAAUGGGAAUAAUUCAGCUCCAAUGGUCAUUUGCUCUGUCAAUCAAACUGACAUCUGUAUGUGAGGCAUUUGGUCUAAAGCAUAAGGGCUAAUUUUAUGAUAUAGAAUGCAACGGUCUGAUUUAAUUUUUCCAUAGGUGAAUCAAUUUUUAAUAACUUAUAAACCUUUAAAGGCAGACAUACCGUGAGCUCUGAAGUUGUUUAUCAAUGAUACAGUGUAUGCUUUUGUUGAAGCCAUCAGUCUUUGCUAUUUCAACAUAAUUUUCCUAAAUAAUGUGUUUUAAUAGCAGAAUUCCUGGUCAGGAACUACACUACCCAUAAUCCUAAACAGAGAUCCACCAAUCAGAGAAUCACAGUGAACAAAGUGUGCCAAAAGAGCUCUGCAGCAACCGCACACUCCCAUGACGUACUGUGAAUGACGCAAUUGAGUCCGCCUCCCUACAAUCUCAAACUACCUACAUUUUUGUAUAUAAAUAUUUUGCAAUAAACAUAAAAUAUAUUGUGUAUAUGCUUAAAAUCAACAACUUCAAAUCAAUAGUGUAAUAUUUUUUAUAAUUUUUAAUUCGAUUAUGUCUUUCGCAAUGCCUCAUGGGAUUGUUGUUCAUUCCCUCAUGAAAUAAUCUAAGUGCACAGUCUUGUGCCUUUGUCUUUUUGUCUGAUUUUCGAAUAGUUUUUUGCCUCAAAGCAUUGUUUGUGAUGUUGUGAUUCACCUCGGAGCUGUUUGGUUUGGCUCAUGGUGCACAAAUCUUUUGUGAAGGAUUUUAUGAAAUCCCUAUGGAAAAAAUGAAUGGGAAAAAUACUUCCAGAACCAAGAUGGCUGAAAAUGUGGGCUGGAGCUGUUGCACUCUGUUGAGACAAUGAAGGCUCAGGAUGUUUAGAAUUGACUUCAUUUAUUUUAUUUUAUGUUUUUAUAUUCAUUUCUUUCUUUCUUUUAUGGACUAUACUUUAAGUACCUUGGAAUACCAUACACAGUAAAUACCACAGUACAUGAAUAUGGUAAUCAUAUAGUUCCAUGGCAAAUACCAUGGUAAUACCAUCUGAUGUCAUCACUGUACCAUGGUAUUGCCAUAGAGGUUUUAGCAUUCAUUAAUGUUGUAUGUUAAUAAGAACAGUAUCCUCCUUGUUUUAUUUGCCCAAUAUUCUACUACACUAAAAUGUAUAUUUACACAGUCCGUGUGUCGUCACAUCCAGCUCCGAAUAGAAACGUAACCAAACAUCCGCCCAUCGAUCUGUCUAUGGACGACCGCAGUUUUUCCAAAUAAAUUAGGCCAACUUGGAUGCACUUAGCAGUAAAAAUCAGCCAUUUAAUCGUUUAUUUGAGGUAACUCAGCACGUCACCAUGUGUUAUCAAGCACUUUAAUGUAUAAUAGUAUCUGAGCGAGGCGAUUAUCAGUGCAGUUUUCCCAGUUCACGAGGAGCUGCACGUGCAGUUCAGCUUACU
Messenger RNA from Myxocyprinus asiaticus (Chinese sucker), 3119 nucleotides. RefSeq names its product E3 ubiquitin-protein ligase TRIM39-like. Gene Ontology annotation, molecular function: protein binding; zinc ion binding. Bases 136 to 1743 code for a protein of 535 amino acids. The transcript is spliced from 7 exons. The record is from RefSeq and is a predicted model, not a curated record. Lineage: Eukaryota; Metazoa; Chordata; Actinopteri; Cypriniformes; Catostomidae.